Molecule: messenger RNA, 3655 nt
Organism: Venturia canescens
Lineage: Eukaryota; Metazoa; Arthropoda; Insecta; Hymenoptera; Ichneumonidae
Exons: 10
Coding region: 613-3168 (851 amino acids)
Biological process (GO): apoptotic process involved in development; engulfment of apoptotic cell; phosphatidylserine exposure on apoptotic cell surface
Cellular component (GO): plasma membrane
Source: RefSeq, a predicted model, not a curated record
UCCUCAAUGAUGGCGUGCAGGUAACACUGCUCCAAGAGGUACCCUUAACCCUUACUCGUCGUCGCCGAUCCGAUGUUGGGUAUUGGGUAUUGGGUUUGGGUAGUGUAAUACCGUGACAACAGUGACGCGGGUGCAUCUUACCACAGCACAACGAGAAAAAGGUUGAGGAGGAGGAGUGAUACGAAAGAAAAUGCAAGAAUGCAGGCACCGCCACUACCGUUCAAUCUAAAGUAAUAAAAUAUAUAUAGUGUGUGAAUCUCGAAUCAACAGGUAGAAAGAAACAGAGCGGGAGACAAGCAUGGAAAUUAUUUCGAAAUUUCGGAUUAUUCAUAUUGAAUAUUGCGUGGCGUCUUGAUGAACCUUUCCCUCGAGAAGGAUAACAAAUUUUUUCGAUUAUUUUACGGUGAAAUUCCAAGGAAACAAAAUAUUGGAGGGUCCAACAAGAUCAUUGUAAAGGAGAGAAUCAGGCUGUUGCAUCCAGUGGGGAUUAUCAAAUUGUAUAUCGCUCGUUUGUAAUAUGACAAUGACAUUUGUGGAAUGCUAAAUUCAGUAAUGCCUUAACGAGGCGUCAAACGUCAACUGGAUGGUCCAAAUGGGCAACGGAGGCCCAUUAUGGCCCAAAAUCAACGGCUCGAACAUCAGCAUGAAUUUUUGCCGCUGUGCGAUGUUUUAUUUAACAUAAUAUCGCUAGCCUCGUAUUUUUGCGACGUCGUUUUCGAUCUGGCUAUGGCCUAUGCUCUUGCGCAUCAUCCAUCGGCUCCAGCCGUGUUGUUUCCCACGAAUGUAGCGCUGGUCGUAUCCGCGCUUCUAAUUUCCCAGACCGUCAGCUUGAGAUGGUACCUCUGGGGCGCCAGGGGCAAAUUAACCGGAGGAACGACGAUUGAGGGCCAAAAUUUGAGAAGGAAAAAAAACUGUACCAGUUGGACCGUUUGGUGCGUCGUUUUACUCCAUUCCACGCAGAUCGGUGUUCUCUGGAGAUAUUUUAAGCUCUUUAUCCCUGUGGAUUUGGCGUAUGUGAAGCACGAGGUACGAGAAUUGUGCGUGCUACGAUUGAUUCACGCUUUUUGCGAGGCAGCUCCGAUGUUACUAUUACAAUUAUAUUUAUUGUCGAUCGGUAUUGGAGAUGAGAAUGGAUCGAAGGAGAUAAAGUCAGAAAUAUUGCGAGAAGACCGUGACAAGUUGGCAGAACUGACGGCUGUCUCGGCAGGACUUUCAUUAUGGAGCGUUUGUUGGGCCGUAGCGAGUUUCAGUAAAGGUGCUGCAAGAUUAAGAAAUUUGGAACGUUUGGUUCUCACGUGGCUCGGAGUUUUGACUCAACUAGCCUGGCGCCUCGGGACAGUGAGCGCGCGGGUCGGUGCCCUCGUCGCUUACGCCUCCCUCUACGGUGGACAAUGGUUACUCGUCGUAAUGGCUCUUCAUUGGCUCUCCAUGCUCACCUGGCUCAUACUCACCCCCGACGGUCUAUUCCAUGACAGCGAAAAACUCACAUUUUCACGUAAAACGUUUCUCGCUUCCCUCCUCGCUUUUGUAUACGUAUUCGCAUACGUGAAUCUUCAUGAGACGAAUCAUCGACAAAAAAUGAUUAUAUUUUAUACGGUGAUGUUCUUGGAAAACAGUUUACUCGUCGGCGUCUGGGCCGUCGGUGUCGAUGGGAGUGAUCUUCGGCCUUUCCGACCGACUUAUCCAAGACCGAUAAUCCUAGUUUUGAUACUUUUCGCCCUAUUUUUCGGCGGUCUCUUUUUCAUGGGACUUUAUUAUAGAUAUUUUCACGUAAGAAGACUGAGAUACGAAGCGGGUGGUCGCAUGACCGCUAGUAACGUCGUAACGACAUUGGCGAAUCAGGAUAUUCCGGAUGAGAAACAAAUCGAUUACGGUGGUGAGAAACAAAGAACUCUGGCAAACGGUACGAGAAAGGUGAAAUUAACGAACGGCGGUAUCCCCGGUGUUUUCAAUUGCCGUUUCGCCAAUCCAACAGUCACUAAUCUUAAUCGGAAGAAAAAAAAGCCCACGACGUUCGUUCCUCCUCCGGUCCAACAGACUCUAAUGACGAGUAUGGGAGAAACGAAGCAAUGGUCAAAUUGCAGUGGAAAUACCCGGCAAUUGAUACCAUUUUGGAAGAGGCCACUCUCAGCUUCCACACACGCAGACGAGUGGGCAGUAUCGAAGAAUGACAUAGACGCGGCGGUCGGCUCGCUCAAUGUUAAUCUCAUAAGGGAAAAACUGCGAGAAAAGAAGCAGCAACAGUUGCGAGAGUUGAGAGCAAUACAGGAGGAAAUAAAAGAAGGGAAAUUGGUUCCUCCGCCGUCGGCCUCCACCUCGUCGUUCUCAUCUUCAUUGUCAGCGACUAAUCAGCGACCACCACCGAAUACGAAACUUCACACAUCGCCAAACUCGCCAUUGUCGGGGUCACCAGCUCCGUUGACCGAUGCGAAUAGCGGAGGAGGAGGUGGCGUAACAUUGACUUCGUGGCCUCCAAUAAAAAUGCAUUGCCUCUUGUCACCGACGCCUUCCUCCCCUUAUCAUCCCACUUCUCAUCCGUCCGGCUAUAUUUGGAGAGGCUCGCAAGGAGACAGAGCGGACACCCCCGAAAUUCUGCUCGCUCCACGCUGUCUACCUCACCAUUUUCCCCACUGGACGCCUACCGGUCAUAAGUUACGGUCGUGUCGAAACGCCCCGGAGGAUGACAGCUCCAAAGGCGAGGGAGGCGAGGGUGGCGAGGACGAAGGUGAGGUCAGCGAUAUAGAGGGUAGUCAAAUAUCAUUACCGAGGAGUUAUACGCUUCCACGCGAGUUCAAGUACCACAACGGUAACGAUCCGCUGAGAGAUCGGCGAGGACCCGCGAGCAAAUUGCAACCUUCGCGAUUUUAUCUUCCCUCGACCAAUAGUUCGGAUGGGGAUGUUGAUAGUGCUGACAACGAGGAGGAAACGGAUUCGGAACUGCAAGCUCGCACGCUAAACGGUUUCGGCCUCGGCGGAGGAGGAGAAGAAACGUUGCACGAACGUUGCAAUUCGUACGAAGACGGUGAAUCGAUCGACUCACCAAAACCGGAGCGAAAUGUAGCUUCGAGGCCCAUAUCGCCACAGGCUUGUUACAUGAUUAAUUCUUACGGUCCUCUGAGACCCAAUCAAUUGUUGCGAGCGAAGGUGAAGCACGAAACUAAGUUGUGAAUCUAUCAUUCUUCAUACUUACUGAUAAGGACAUUAAGUUUUUUCUUCCUCUUUGAUUUCGAAAUCUCGUGAUAAUAAUAACUUAAUUCCAGAGAAAUCAUAAGACUGCACGCGGUAGACGUAAAAACAAAAACCAACAAGGGGGUGGGGGGACAAAACUACAAAUGUUCACGCCUUCGAUGCUCAAUAUCUAACGACACACGGAUCAUAGGAAAUUCCUCAUUUCCCUUCAACUUUAAAUACCUUUGGGUCUUUUUUGCGUGAUUGAUUAUUGUUGGAUUCUUUUUUUCUCCACUAUUAUCGAAACGCGAAAAAUUUAUUUCUCUAUUACCCUUGUAAAUAAAUUUCGCCGAAUCCGUUGUCACAUUUUUUGCUAAUCUUAUCGUUUAUUGAAAUGAAAAAAACAUUUUAUACGGCUCUGGUGGUUGCACCGUUUCAAUGGAUCAGAAAUUAUUUUCAUACAAUAAAAAUAUGCUGAUUCGGUUCA